Molecule: messenger RNA, 1986 nt
Organism: Eucalyptus grandis
Lineage: Eukaryota; Viridiplantae; Streptophyta; Magnoliopsida; Myrtales; Myrtaceae
Product: G-type lectin S-receptor-like serine/threonine-protein kinase At1g61370
Exons: 4
Coding region: 848-1984 (378 amino acids)
Biological process (GO): recognition of pollen; protein phosphorylation
Molecular function (GO): ATP binding; protein kinase activity
Source: RefSeq, a predicted model, not a curated record
CGUUGAAUAGACAAUGAACGUGUGGUCUUCCGAAAACCAUUGUGUUUCAGCCUCCUUUGAGCUCCAAGGCCUCUCGCCUCACGGGAAAGCUCGUUCAUCUAUCCUUGAUCGACAGAAAGUGCAGAAUCAACCGACCCACCGAACUCACCAGGUUCAUUCAUUCAUUCUUAUUAUGCGGCUCAUGAUGUCUUGGUGCUCUUGCUUGGUCGUCGUCUUUCUACUUCAGGCAAGUCAUGGAACCAGCGGUUCGGCUUACAAUAUUACUGCAUCGGAGCCACUCUUUCCGAACCAAACUCUCGUGUCCUCUGGCCAAAUCUUCGAGCUUGGGUUCUUUACGCCAAACGGGUCAGAAAAUCAGUAUGUUGGGAUAUGGUACAAGAACUUGGCGCCUCCAAAAAUCGUGUGGGUGGCCAAUAGAGAAUUGCCGCUUGUGUACCCGGAUCAGUCCGCGAAAUUAAUGAUAGGCAGUGAUGGGAAUUUGAAGCUCGUGAAUGGAAAACAGAAUAUAUUUUGGUCUACCAAUGCCUCUCGUCGGUCCAAUUAUAGGUCAGCGGCGCUAUUAGAUAGUGGAAAUUUUGUACUGCAGGAUGCAAAUUAUAGUAAAAUAUGGGGAAGCUUCGAUGAUCCGACAGAUACUCUUCUUCCCGGCAUGAAGAUGGGAGUAAAUGCCAGGACUGGGGAGAAACUCUAUUUAAUUUCCUGGAGAAGCGACAGUGAUCCAUCCCCUGGAAGGUUCUUGACUGGGAUAACAUCGGAGACGCCACCUCAACCUUUCACUUGGAAUGGUUCCACCCCUUACUGGAGAGGCGGAUAAUGGGACAAAUCGAAAUUUAUCGGCAUAAAAAACAUGGUCCGAUCGUACUCGAGUGCAAUCAAUGUCGAGCAAGAUAUUCAGCAGGGGACCACUUACUUAUCUAUUUAUUUACACAAGCAUACCUAUGCAUACAUGUCUGUUUUGCCUGGAGGAUUGCUUAAGAUAAUGUACUGGGAUGAUGGAGCUAAGGUGUGGUUGGCACUUUGGGCAGGACCGAACAAUACUUGCGAGACUUAUGGAACUUGUGGUCCUUUUGGAGUUUGUAACUCAAUGAGUUUGCCUAUUUGCAGAUGCUUAAAUGGGUUUGUGCCAAAGUCAAAUGAAGAAUGGAACAGUGGAAACUGGACCGGAGGAUGUGUAAGAGAGACAGAAUUGUAUUGCCAGAAAAACACAAGCACAUCGGCUUCAACAAUUGUAAAGAAAGAUGCCUUUUGGCAAAUGAACCGGAUGAAACUACCUGACUCUGAGGAUUAUUUAUCAGACAUUGGAGAUCAAGGAGGAUGUUUAAGCUGGUGCCUAAGCAACUGUUCUUGCUUGGCUUAUUCUUAUGUCAGCACCAUCGGGUGUAUGGUUUGGACUAAAGAAAACCUCAUCGAUCUUGAGGAAUUUUCCACAGAUGGAGAAAAUCUAUUUGUUCGAGUUGCACAUGUAAAAACAGGAGGAUCGUCGCAGAAAGCCGUUGUCAUCAGCCUGAGUACUGUUGCUGGGAUCCUGUUCUUUGCAGUAUUUGUUUUUGGUCUUUGCAAAUGGAGAGCUAAGAAAAGAGGUAAACCUGAAAAGCCGGGCAAACUGCUACAAGGAAAUGCAUGGAAAGAGCAAUUGAAGGAAGAUGAUGCACUGGAAUUGACUGUUUUCAGUUUUGAUAGCAUACUACUUGCUACAAACAAGUUCAGCACGACAAGUAAACUCGGGCAAGGAGGGUUUGGCUCUGUUUACAGGGGAAAGAUGAAUGAUGGGAAAGAGGUAGCUGUGAAAAGACUUUCUAGUAGCUCGGCCCAAGGUGUUCAAGAGUUCGAGAAUGAGAUAGUCCUAAUAUCAAAACUCCAACAUCGAAAUCUGGUUAAACUCAUUGGUUGCUGCAAUGAAGGAGAUGAAAAAUUUUGGUAUACGAGUACUUGCCAAACAAAAGCUUGGACUCCUUUCUUUUGGUUGGUUUUUCUCUCUGAAUAACU